Messenger RNA from Bursaphelenchus okinawaensis, 3401 nucleotides. The record is from the annotation of a GenBank genome assembly. Lineage: Eukaryota; Metazoa; Nematoda; Chromadorea; Rhabditida; Aphelenchoididae.
AUGGCAUUUCACAAUUAUCACCGACGGCAGCCUACACACAUAACUACUCUACUGGAUGCUAGAUGGAGAGCACGGUAAGAUGAUAACAAUGUUUAGUUUAGGAUUAUAUUAGGAAUACUUAAAAGUUAACAUAGACAAGUUAACCUAGAUGAUAAGGACUUUUUUAGUCUUAGAAUGUAAAGAUUAUAUAAGUUUGUUAUUGGCAAGUGCAUUCAAUUUUAAAACUUAGGCUUGUUUUUGGCUCACGUUUAAACACAGUAAACUACUAUAAUAUUUAAGUGUAUUUUUUAAAGAUUAACGCUUAAGUCCUUAAUUUUAUAAAUGGCCUGAUGCGAAGAAAUUUAGCGACAGAUAUCUUUUUUGUCACCUUUUCGAACUUUUGUGCUUCUUUAAAUUUGUCUGGAAAAUUAAAAAAUCGUAAACGUUCGUUAUUAGGCCCCGACAUAAAGAACCCGCCAUUUUUUACAGGAAAUUACAGGAAAAGUAUGGCGGUUUCUUUAUGUCGACCCCCUAUUUCAUUAUUUAAUUUAAAUGUAAAAUACGAAUUACGUCUUUUAUUAAAACAUAUUUCAACUAUAUAACCUACAUCUCUAAAGUCGUUUUAGCUCAGUCUCGCCAAACCCAAUUACACAUCCGACUAGCCGAGAAGUACCAGACUUUUGGUCAAAUUCGCCGAUCGCAGCUCAAAAACGUGCUGAUUUCGCAGCCGCACGCGACAAAUAUCUAGCACAAGAAGCUACACGAUCUUCUAGUUCCACGGUGUCGUCCAGAAAGCCCAGCCGGCUGUCACCCGACACUGAGAACCACAGUGCAAAUGGAAAUCACUUGAAAGUUCCGUAAGCUUAGUUUAUUAUACUAAAAAUUCAGAAUUAGUUAUUCAUUUUUCAAAUUGAAAAAUUUUUUUUCUAAAAAUUUUUGAAUAUUUUAUGCAAAUUUUCCUUGUUACAAAACCCAUUUCCUCACGAAGAUGCCAAAAACACAGUUGCUGUCAUAGAUUGAACUUUCGACCAGUAGGUCUAAUCAAAAAUGUCUGUUUCCAGCGGGCGUGCCACCCAAACCACGGAUGUGGCGACAGCGACGGGCGAGCAGAACGUGAAUGCACCAUUGGUACCCCAGACCAACGCGUAUAAGCACGAUCCCAGCCAGCGGAUCUUUGUGGGUAGAUCGUUGCGUUUGGAAAAGAUGAAGUUCUUCGGAUUUGAUAUGGAUUACACGUUAGCUAGUAAGUUCUUAAUCUUAACUUGGGCGUUUUAACAUUUGUUUUCAGGCUUAGAAUUAAGCCUAUUUUUAAGCUUGACUUUAAACGUGGCUUAGAUUUUACCUUUAGGCUUAGUGUUAGACUUGGGCUUCGGCCUAUCUUCCACUGCGCUAUUGACACACAGCCGUUUUUAGACUAUAAAUCCCCUGCAUACGAAGGCAUGCUGUUCAGUCGUACUAUCAGUCGUAUGAUCGACAUUGGCUACCCCGAGCAGCUCCGUAGCUUGACCUACAACUCCAAUUUCCCGGUUCGUGGGUUAUGGUUCGAUAUGCAGUUUGGCAACCUGUUGAAAGUUGAUGGCUUUGGCAAUAUACUGGUCGGUGUUCAUGGUUUUCAUUUUAUGAAACCAUACGAAAUCGAGGAACAGUAUCCAAACAAGUUUCUGCAUCUGAACGACAGUCGUGUCAUCAUACUGAAUACAUUGUUCAACAUGCCCGAUACGUACUUGUUGGCUUCGUUGGUGGACUACUUUGAUACCAAUCCAGACUACAAGAUGUAGGUUUUGUAGUAGGUGCAGGCAUAAAGUACCCGCCGUACUUUGCUUGUACUUUCCUGUAAAUAAUGGCGGGUGCUUUAUGUCGGCACCUAAUAAUACUACUUUUAAAAAUUUUUAAAGAUAAUUUUUUUAAUAUUUUUAAACAUUUUUAUUUAAAAAAAUCUUUUUCAGUCUCCAAGAUCGCACAGGAGUACGAAAGAAUGAUGUUAUCAUGUCGUACAAGUCGUUUGCCAAAGAUUUGACUGAUGCCGUUCACUGGGUGCACACUGAAGGUUCGAUGAAACAACACGUGUUGCAGAACAUUGACCAAUAUGUGGUAAAAGAUGAACGAAUCAAGCAAUUGUUGCCGCAACUGCGUCGCCAUGGACAGACUUUCUUGUUGACUAACAGUGAAUACAGCUAUACUAAUGUAAGCAAAAUUAAUGACUUUUGUGGUAAAACAUUUGUGUGGCAAUUCAAAUAUUUAUCAUGCCAUAUAUCUAGUUUUACCCUACCCUACUCCAACAUGUCCUACUCUAAUAUAACAAUACUUUUAUAUUUUAGGGAGUGAUGACAUAUCUGCUAGGCUCAAACUGGACCGAAUUUUUCGAUAUUUCAGUGGUCGAUGCCAAAAAACCUCAUUGGUUCGCAGAGGGUACUGUAUUUCGACAAGUCGAUACUUCAACUGGCGUACUCAAACUCGGAAUGCAUACAGGACCAUUGAAAAGAGGCCAAGUGUACGCUGGCGGAUCGUGCGAUGCCUUCAGACGAAUGCUCAAAGCCAGAGGAAAAGACGUACUGUACAUUGGAGAUCACAUCUUUGGUGAUGUGUUAAGGUCAAAAAAGAAUCGAGGUAUGUUUUGCAUUGAUUUUUUUUUAUUUUGCAAUUUUUUUAACUUUCUGAGAAUUUUUAAACCAAAAAAAACUUCAGGGUGGCGAACAUUCUUAAUUGUACCUGAGAUUGAACAUGAGCUGACUAUCUGGACGGAACGCCAUGGUCUGUUUGAACGUUUGGCCCAACUCGAUGUGCAACUGGCCAAAUUGUACAAGAAUAUGGACGCAACUUCGGCAAAUUUGGCUCAUAAUGAAAUCGGAGAGGCUGUUAAGGCUAUCAGAGUAGGUUUUGCCCUACUAUACCACAUUCCACUUUUAAUCUACCUUAGACUACCAUAGCAUACCCUUAGCCACUCUAUAAAACCACUUUCAGAAUCUGACUCACGAAAUGGACCAAGCCUACGGUGUUUUGGGCCCGUUGUUCAGAUCAGGAUCAAGAACUACGUUCUUUGCCACUCAAGUGGAACGUUAUGCUGACUUGUACGCGGCUAGCCCGUACAACUUGAUCUACUACCCAGCAUUCUACUUUUUCCGCGCCCCUAUGAUGCUUAUGCCGCAUGAAAGUACUGUUGACCAUUUGGCAAAGAUGAACAAACCGGCUGGAGACAAGGGUAAGUUUAGGCAUCAUAAUGAAGUUUUUUUUAAUUAAAUUUUUUUAAUAUUCGAUUUGCAGUUGGACGCCAACCAUCCAAGUCCAUGGCCAGCUUUUGUCACGAGGACAUUGACGAUGAGCCGUUGUCAGAAGAGGACGCUUUCCAUGACACCUCAAGCUCCGAGCUGGACAAGGAAAUCUCACUGAAGAAUUACGUUAAAAAGUCGUCGUUGGAAAAGUGA